CUUUCUUAAUAUCACACCUUAUUAGUUUUUAUACUAUAAAUUAAAACUAUGCAGUGUUUAGUAGUGUUUCUAGUGUCUAUUUUAGCUUUAACUUUAGUUCAAGCUGGAACAAAUAAAUAUCAUCAGCAGUGGUUGCAAUUUAAGAAAGAGCACAUGCGAUUUUAUCGAAGCCUAGAUGAUGAAUCCAGACGCUAUGACAUUUUUCAAGAAAAUUUACAAAAAAUCGACGAACACAACGGUCUUUACGAUAAAGGACUUAAAACGUUCAAAAUGGGUAUAACUCAAUUUGCAGAUUUGACCAGUGAAGAAUUUAAAGACUUCUUAACAUUCAAACCAUCAAGUGGCGUCGAAAGGAAAGCACGAACACUAUUUCAGGUAUCUGGAAACGCAUCUGUUCCCAAAUCUAUUGAUUGGAGAAAGAAAGGAGCAGUGACAAAUGUCAAGGACCAAGGAAUUUGUGGAGCAUGUUGGGCAUUCUCUGUUACUGGCAGUUUGGAAGGAGCAUACUACUUGAAACAUAAAAAACUGGUCUCGUUUAGCGAACAGCAACUCAUAGAUUGCGCUACAGAAAAAUACGGAUUGUUUGGUUGUAAUGGUGGAGAAUUGGAUCCAGCUUUUCAAUAUAUUAAAGAAAAUGGAGCAGAAACUGAAUCAAACUAUCCUUUUGAGAUGAACGACGAUCAAUGUCACCAAAACAACAGCUUGAUCGUAACAAAAAUCAAAAGUAUUGUUGACGUAGAAUCUAAAAACGAAGAUGCACUAGUGGCAGCAGUUGGUUUAGUUGGUCCAAUUUCUGUUGCUAUCGAUGCCGAACCAAUCCAAUUUUACCGAUCAGGUAUAUUCCAAAGUGAAAGUUGCAGUCAAGUUGAACUAAAUCAUGCAGUGUUGGCAGUUGGUUAUGGAUCCAAAAACGGGCAAGAUUACUGGAUCAUUAAAAACUCGUGGGGAACUGAGUUUGGAGAAAAUGGAUAUAUUUUAAUGAAGAGAGGCGUUAACCAAUGCGGCAUUGCAUUGCAACCAAGUUAUCCGGUCUUGUAGAAUCAUAUAUAACUUAUAGUUUUUAAGAAUUUAUUGUUAAUGUAAUUAUUAUGUA
This is a messenger RNA of Sitophilus oryzae (rice weevil), 1093 nucleotides long. Its product is annotated as cathepsin L1-like. Bases 49 to 1038 code for a protein of 329 amino acids. The transcript is spliced from 6 exons. Gene Ontology annotation, cellular component: lysosome. Gene Ontology annotation, molecular function: cysteine-type endopeptidase activity. NCBI's taxonomy places the organism in Eukaryota, Metazoa, Arthropoda, Insecta, Coleoptera, Curculionidae. The record is from RefSeq and is a predicted model, not a curated record.